AACAAAUUGUUUAAUUUGACAUUGUCACUAAAAAUGAGUAAAAUGUCCAGAAAAGAUAAAAAUUAGUAAGAAAAACUUAAAAAUAAACCAUAUCUGGUAAAUACUAAUUUAUCUAAAUAACCAUAAAAACAAAAUAAUACUAUGAGUAUUGUACAAAAGUUUGUCCCCAAGGUAGACACAGUCUUUUUAAAGGUCUUUCCAGAUAAUCACCCUCUUUCAGUAGAAGAACAAAUAUUUUAUUUAACUCUAACAGAGGGUAUUUUUGGAUAUAAUGAACAAGUAAGAAACGAAAAUCUUAAGAUUCUCGCCACAGAUUACAAUAUAAAUUCAUUGCUACCCUAUCUCAGUAUUUUUAUUAAACAAGCGAUUCAUGUAAAUAUAGCUCAUCCAGAUUUGACUUUGCUCAUUUAUUCUGUAAGAAUGGUAAAAAGUUUAUUGAAUAACCAAUAUUUGAACAUUGUUGAGCAUUUGCAUGAUCUCAUCCCUGCCGUACUUUCCUGCGUUCUUGCUAGGAGAAUAAGCAAAUGUUAUUACGACAAUCAUUGGACCCUUCGAGAUUUUUCAGUUUUUGUUAUAUCUGCUAUCUGUGAAAAGUACAACAAUCGUUUGAAUAAUAUAACGAACAGAGUUAUUGGUAUUUACCUUCGACCUUUAAAGGCAUAUAGUAUGAACCCGUUAACGACAAUAUACGGAGCGAUCAAAGGGUUAGGAUGUUUAGGAGAAGAAGUAGUGAAAACAUUCCUAUUUCCUCGAAUUUCUGGUAUAGGAAAACUCCUAUUUAUCCUCUUAGAGAGACAAACUCACAACUUUUAUGUCGAAGAAUUGAAUGAUCAAAUGAUAUUGGAAGCUAAGCAUGUUAGGGAUGCUAUUCUGAAUAUUGUUGCACCUAUUUUACUUAAAACUAAAAACACUAAUGAUGGGGGCAUGCUCUAUUCACAGUAUUUUGGAUACCUUGGCAAUUUACUUUAUACAGAAGUUAAGAAUUUAGAGAAGAUUGAAUUUGAAAAGCAAAAGUCAAUAACAUACUAUUAAAAUAAUACUAAAUAUUGAAGAAAAUUAUUUAAAAUAUUCCUAUUUUAACCUGUUUAUUUUAACUGUUCAAGUCUGAAGAAUUCCUAGAAUAAAAACUAAUGUGUAUGAAUACCAAAGAAAUGUUUUAAAAUACUAUAUCAACCUAUAUGCAAGACAAAGCAAGAAAAAUAGAAUUAAGCAUUUUGUUAAUAAAUUUAAUCGUUACAGUUUAUUUAUUUAUUUACGGGUCAAAACCCAUUUUACAGAUUAGUAGGUAUAUAAAGUUCCAUAACAAAUGUAAAAUAACUGACAAUACAGCGGGUUAUAAAUUACUAAUUAAAAAAAAAAGAAAUAUAAAAUAGAAAACAAAAAAUUUAUAACAAAAUAUAAACAAAAUUAAAUAUAUCCCAGCACAAAGAUCAUCAAUGUGGACAUUCCGCUGCAGUUUGAUCUAAACAAGUUACAUACAAGUUCCUAAAGGUUUUGCUUGUUACACUUUAAAUAAGUUCCU
Molecule: messenger RNA, 1522 nt
Organism: Psylliodes chrysocephalus
Lineage: Eukaryota; Metazoa; Arthropoda; Insecta; Coleoptera; Chrysomelidae
Source: the annotation of a GenBank genome assembly